AUAUAUAUGAAUCAAGAUGAGAAAUGAAGGAAUUAUAAAGUGGAAGAACAAUAAUAAUAAAUGAUGAACCUUUUCAAGUCUCUUCUUCUGCAUAUCAUCUUCUUCUUAAGUUCCUCCUCUUCCUCCUCCAUUAAUAACACCGGAUCAACAGCAAUACAAUUUAGGAACAUCAGUGAGAUUCCUCAGAAUAGCCAUGGAAUAGCUGGUUAUUCCCAUAUUACUCUUGCUGGUUCAUUUGCCCAUGGAAUGAAAGAGGUUGAGGUGUGGCUUGAAACGUUUGCCCCAGGGUCCCAUACUCCGAUCCACAGGCACUCAUGCGAAGAAGUAUUCAUAAUCUUAAAAGGGACAGCAACUUUGUUUCUUGCUUCCAAUUCACACCCCUCUCACUUUCCUGGAAACCCUCAUCAGAUUCCAGUCUUCCAAAAUUCCACCUUUAUUGUACCCGUUAAUCAUCCUCACCAGUUAUGGAAUACACAUGAACAUGAAGAUCUACAGUUUCUGGCAAUUAUAUCCAGGCCUCCUGUCAAAGUGUUCAUCUAUGAUGACUGGUUCAUGCCUCACACGGAAGCUAAACUCAAGUUUCCCAUCUUUUGGGAUGAAGGUUUUGUCCAACCAAACACCUCUAAGGAUCAUCAUGAUCAUAAUGAUGACCUCUAACUUACCUUAUCUCUUCAACCUGGUCCCACCAUAUAUUUGAAACUCAUAAGGAGAUAGAUGAGAGGAAAAUUAAGGAAAGUCCCUAUACUAGAAUAGUGGGUGAUAUUAGAUAUGUUGGUCUUUUAGACGCAUCUUAUUGUAAUUUGUAUGCAUUUUUAGUUUCAUAAUAAUGGGAAGAUUUAAUAGGACAGAUUAGUUAAUAAUUCAUGUGGUAUACCUACCUACCAUAUGUUAGCUGGUUUAUCAAUAUUAUUUUUAACUUUUAUUUGUA
Messenger RNA from Impatiens glandulifera, 928 nucleotides. RefSeq names its product auxin-binding protein T85-like. Bases 61 to 657 code for a protein of 198 amino acids. The record is from RefSeq and is a predicted model, not a curated record. Lineage: Eukaryota; Viridiplantae; Streptophyta; Magnoliopsida; Ericales; Balsaminaceae. Gene Ontology annotation, molecular function: auxin binding. The transcript has 5 exons.